AUGGCCACCCCAGCCGUGUCGACCCCACGAGCUCGUGCUCGUCUCGGCAAGAAGGAGAAGCAAGCGCUGCGUGAUCAGCUCGAACCUGCAGCGGCUGCACCGUCGCCGUCCCAAUCGCUCGCACCGGCUUCGACCUCGACUUCGACCCCGAUCUCGGAUCCGGAUGCCGCUUCGCCGAUCCCGACUUGGCCCUGGGCUUCGCUCAACGAGUCCAUCGUCACCACCACUUGUCCUGUCGUCUAUUCUCCCGAUGCUGCGUACGUGAUGCUCUACACUUGCAGGCGCAACCUGCCUCCGAUCACUCGUCGCGACAGCUUCGCAGCGGCCCAGAUGAGCAUGUCGCUGAUCACCUCGGACUGCGUACGACCCGGACUACAGAUACUGCUUCAUCGCUUCGUCUUCUCAGGUCAAGAUCUACUCGACCCAGUCUACGCUCCUGCUCUCGACCUUGGCCCCUCCGCAGCAGCAGCCCAGCACCUCGACGGCCUCGAGCUCUCCGUCCCAAUCGUCGUCGGUCGGCCGAGCCAAGGUCACGGCGCUUUUGUUGAAUCCCACCAACCCCUUACAGCUGCUCGUCGCUUCCUUUGACGGCACAGUCAGGGUCUGGGACUACUACGAGGGGCGUCUUCUCCGUACGAUCCAGCUCGGCGCACCCGUGCUGCAUGCCUGCGGCCACCCUAGUCUGGGUGAUCACCUCUUCGUCGCUUUGGCCGUUAACGAGCAGGAUGCACCGCUCAGUAGGACGGGGACUAACGAGCUCAACGCUUCGGCCUCGAACGCGCUGCAUCUCACAUUGACGGCCAAGCGAGCCAAUCCAGACUCGGCAAAGUCCUCGGGAGCUCAGACAGGGGCUUCGUCCAAGUCGGCGCCCGUGGACGAAUUGCGAGCCGGCAUCUACUCCAUCAGCUUGCGACCCAAGCUGAUACCGGAAUACGUGGAAAGAACGAUCUCGCCGACAACACCGCGCGACCCGGCUCGGAGAGUUCGACUCGCCAACCCUCGCAUCGUGCGCUCUCUGGCCAUCUCCCCCUCUGGAGCUCAUCUCAUCGCCUUGAAUCCUCAUUCAGUCAACAUCUGUCGCACCGCACAAUUACAGCGUGGGUUCACAACCCAGCUCGACUCUUCUGAAGCCUUGACGACGGUCGCGUUCCAUCCGGUCGAGAACUAUUUUGCGACCGGGAAUGAGCGCGGUCAGAUUCGACUGUGGUACGACGUCUUGGACGAGGAAGAGUUCGGAACUCCGCGCGCCACGACCAAGCAAAACUCGAAGCAAAAAGCCGUCAAAGACAAUGCGAAUGAGAAGCGGUCAACGGCUGUGUACCAUUGGCACAAGCACCCUGUCGCCGCUCUUACUUUCACCGCGAAUGGCGCAUACCUACUCUCUGGUGGUGAGGAAGCUGUCAUGGUUCUGUGGCAACUGCACACGGGGCAUACCGAAUUUGUACCACGGCUCGGAGCACCCAUUUUGGCCCUCUCGAUCGCCGGUGAAGGUCAAGCGGAGCAGCAAGUUGCUGCCCGUCUGCGAGACGGCACCGUCGUCUUCAUCGGCACCCAACGGCUAAAGAUCACCAAAACGAUCUCUGGCCUCAAAGCAGGUCCGUACUUCCUUCAGCUGGUCGCCCACUUCAAGAUUGAUAUUCUGACUCCCCUCGUUGACUUCCUGCGACCCAGAUCCCGUUCGCCUGUCUGCCAUUGCGCAUCAGCGUCGGACCCAACUCCCGCUCGCCGUUCAGCCCUCGACCAAGGCCCUGGUCGUUCCCGCCGGCCACCCCUCAUCCAUCCAGUUCUACUCGCCGUCCAAGGACAGCCAGCUGCUGGAGUUGGAAGUAUCACCUUCGAACCGUGUCUCCAGUGCCGGCGAGGUCCCUAUCGAACCAACUCGCGUUGAACGCGUCACUUUUUCUACUCCUGCCCUGGACCCAAACCGGAUCGGGGGAACGUACUGGAUGGCCACGCUCGAUACCUGGAUCAAGGACUCUUUUGCUCCAACCCGGCAUCUCAAGUUCUGGGAGCACAAGGGAAAUGGCACAAGGUGAGUGGUCUGUGAACUCUCAUACUUACUUCGCCCUGGUGCCCAGCUUAAGCCGUGCUCCCGCCGACAGCUUUGUGCUCUCCACCCGAAUUGAUCGACCUCACAACGCCGCAGUCACCUCGAUGGCGUUCUCGCCAUCGCCAGCAUCGCCGCUCUUGUUGACGACAUCGAUGGAUGGCGUCGCCAAACUCUGGGCACACGUCGCCGGCUCUUGGAGAUGCCAGACCAGCUUCGAAUACCGCGGCUUCACACCUUACGAUGCCGCGUGGUCUCAGGACGGCUCCAUGUUUGCCAUCGCGCAUGACAAGGUCGUUACGCUCUGGUCGCUGGCCUCGAAUGCGCUUAUACACGUUUUUGCAUGCUCGACGAUCACCUCGGCUCGUAAAGUAGGCUUUGUUGGUCAGGGCGGGACGACUUUACUCGCGGGUGGUACAAGCGGUUCGAUUGCUUGGGAUCUGCUGACCUUUGAUGGCAAGUCGAUUGAAUUCACCUUGACUGGUUUUGCUACAAGUACUGACUUGAUGGCUCUCUUUGCUGCGCACAGAGUCACUUCAUCUCGACUUUGAGGUCAACAGCAUCUCGAAUCGACCGCGCUCGUCCCUGUUCAUUGCGACCGAAAAGAUUGCACCGCGCAAGGAAACUGCCUCUUCGCGCUCGGUCUCGACCGCGACUCGUGCCUACCUCAUCGACGCCUCGACCCCACCCUCCACUCUCUUGGCCCGUCAACUCCCCUUCGCGGUCCGACAAUUGAUCUGGUACGACGUCAAUGCCACUUCGAAUACUUCGAGCGAAGAUGACGUCUCUCUUGCCAUCAUCGAUGACGGAGGCGACAUCACCCUCGUCGGUGACGCCGCGACGUUCGGUUCUCAAAUCGCGCCUAGCAAACUCCCGCGUGCCGCUUCUACGAAAGCCCAAUCCCGCCUCUUUGACGAGAUCUAUGGCAAAGGGGACGAGGCUCGAACAACGUCACGACAAGCACUCGCAGGGCAGAAUGCGAAGAAGCCUACGACAUCCGUCGAUCGACUCGCGGCUUCAAUGUCGGUCUUGGACGCGCCGGCUCAUUCGCUGCCACCUGUCAAAUUGCUCUGGCGAACGCUUUUGGGUGGAUUCGGCUCCGACGCUUCGGUGGAAGUCGACGAGGAAGAAGGCGCCCACGAUGCACCCAAUGCCAACGGAGCAUCAGAAGACGCCGACAAGCCGAAACCUUCUUCCAAAGUUCGGUCGGACGAAACGACAGUCUUUGUCCCGUCGCCAGAUUCGCUCGCUGAUAUCUUCAAAGCGGGAAUGGUACUCGGUGAGUCUUCAGCUUCGUGUACUUUCAAGCUAGGAUUGACGAGUCUGACCGCUUUUCGUUCCCCCCUUCUUCGUGCUAGUGAAUGGAACAGGUUCAGCCCACGCGAGUACCGCCAUGGUAAAGAAGUAG
This is a messenger RNA of Microbotryum saponariae, 3455 nucleotides long. Lineage: Eukaryota; Fungi; Basidiomycota; Microbotryomycetes; Microbotryales; Microbotryaceae. The record is from the annotation of a GenBank genome assembly.